CGAUCAAUAAAUCAAAACCUGCCGGUAUUUAGUCUCAAUCGCAUUGUGAGUUAUCAAUACAAAUUAGUUCUUAUAAUGAGUCACUUACUGGCGCAGCAUUAAAACCAAUUCCCGGCUCAAUAAACACUUAUAUACUUUACAAGAGUUUGUCAUAAGGCCAAUACACGUGCUUCAAUCAGAGAAUUGAGUCACUAAAACAGCAAAUCUUCAUAAAUCAUAUCUACUCACAGUUCACCGACUGGAUUAGUUGCACUUUUCUACGUCUGAACAGCUUUUGAACUUCCGCAUUCGAAUUGAAAGUUCAAUUGAUAUGUUCAAUUCACGUAGCUUUUUGCAUGCAUGCAUGCAUGAAAUUCGUGAAACGAAGCACCAGUGGCUAAUGCUGUGGAUUGUUAAUGUUUUAUGAGAUCCGUCGAGUGGAUUUUAAAGGAAAAUGUCGUCUUGGUGGGGACAACGCUCACAGGCUAUGAGAAUACCAGAGAGGAGGAGACGGUCAUACAUUUAUGAUGAUUUCUUUGGAUCGGAGAAUCGCGGGGAGUCAGCGGCGGGGUCAGGCAUCUUCUACCCCAUAUCAUCGGGGUCGCACAGCGUUGGAAACCCGCAGGCGGCGCAGGCUCAGACACAGGAGAGCCCGCGGCCGAAUCACCAUCAUCCCUUCCACUUUCAUCACCAUCCUCAUCAUCACUCGAGAGAUAAAGAUCAUAUUGGACACAAUCCCCACCCUGGUGGUGAAAUCAUGUUAAAACCAAACUCUUUAAAAAUCGGCCCACGGAUUGAGGUUACAGAUUCAACAGACUCAUUGGAUAGAGAAGUAGAAUGUCUCAGCUCUCGGUAAGUCAAUUAUAUCAAUUAUUUAGAAAAUAUAUAUUUUAAAUUUUAUACAUCAAACAUCAAUUAAAUAAAGCAUGUAUUCUUAAAAGUUUGUGUUUGUAUGAUCUAUUGAUGUCAGAUAUACUGUAUACUGUACAUGCAUACAACAAAAUAUCUUUUGUAUACAAAAGGCAGUUAGAAAGAAAAAAA
Molecule: messenger RNA, 1020 nt
Organism: Strongylocentrotus purpuratus (purple sea urchin)
Lineage: Eukaryota; Metazoa; Echinodermata; Echinoidea; Camarodonta; Strongylocentrotidae
Product: SH3 and multiple ankyrin repeat domains protein 1-like
Exons: 2
Coding region: 434-835 (133 amino acids)
Source: RefSeq, a predicted model, not a curated record